Messenger RNA from Ipomoea triloba (trilobed morning glory), 504 nucleotides. Its product is annotated as secoisolariciresinol dehydrogenase-like. The record is from RefSeq and is a predicted model, not a curated record. Bases 1 to 504 code for a protein of 167 amino acids. The transcript is spliced from 2 exons. Lineage: Eukaryota; Viridiplantae; Streptophyta; Magnoliopsida; Solanales; Convolvulaceae.
AUGUCCUCUCCAUGUCAGUAUAUAAUAUUUCAUGUACCCUUGUCGCCAACAGUGGCUGCAUUCACAUGUUAUGCCUCAAAACAUCUGUUUGUAUGCCUUCCUGGGAGCCAAGCACGCCGCGAAGGCCAUGAUUCCGGCGGGGAGAGGCGGCGUGAUCCUCUUCACCUCCAGCGCCGCCUCCGUCACGGCGGGGGUGAUGCCGCAUCCAAGCACGCCAUCGUGGGGUUGACGAAGAAUCUGUGCGUGGAGUUGGGGCAGUAUGGGAUACGCGUGAAUUGCAUAUUUCCCGGCGCCGUGGCCACUCCGUUUGCGGUGAAGGAGAUCAUCUCCGCCUCGGCCAACCUCAAAGGGGUGGUGCCGGCGGCUGAGGAUGUGGCGGAGGCGGCGCUGUUCUUGGGCAGCGAUGAAUCCAGGGUUGUGAGUGGACUUAACCUUGUGGUGGAUGGAGGAUACAGUACAACCAAUCAGGCAUUCAUCACUACAAUGAAGCAAAUGUUAUAUUAA